UUUCCGCAGAUGCCGGAAGUGUCGGGUAGUGGCGGAAGUGAAGUCCGCGGCCCUGGGUGGAGACACGAGUAAGGUCAGGGCCGAAUCGGAAAGGCGGGAGAUGGGACCGGUUAAUCCAGAAAGACUGCGGCAACGGCAGGCGCGACAGCACGGUAGGGAAAGCGAGGGAAAGAAGGCUGCGCUCGCACCAGGAAGCGGGGCAGCGGAGCUUCCGGCGCAGAGCAGCCGAGACUACGGCGGCCGUGCAGGUCCGUCUCCUUCUAGCCGUGUGCUCGCGGCGGCAGUCCGCCCCGCCCCGUUUGGUUUCUAGCCGGCCUCCCAGGCCUGCGCAGUCGCGGCGGCCGGGGAAGAUGGUGGAGGACGGCGCGGAGGAGCUGGAGGACCUGGUGCACUUCUCCGUGUCCGAGUUGCCUAGUCGCGGCUACGGCGUCAUGGAGGAGAUCCGGCGGCAAGGCAAGCUGUGCGACGUGACGCUCAAGAUUGGGGACCACAAAUUCAGUGCCCACCGGAUCGUCCUAGCGGCCUCAAUCCCGUACUUCCACGCUAUGUUUACAAAUGACAUGAUGGAGUGCAAGCAGGAUGAGAUUGUAAUGCAAGGAAUGGACCCAAGCGCCCUGGAGGCUCUGAUCAACUUUGCUUACAACGGCCACCUUGCCAUUGACCAACAAAAUGUGCAGUCGUUGCUGAUGGGGGCGAGCUUCCUGCAGCUGCAGAGCAUCAAGGACGCCUGCUGCACGUUCCUCCGAGAACGCCUCCACCCCAAAAAUUGCCUGGGUGUACGCCAGUUUGCUGAGACGAUGAUGUGCGUGGUGCUGUACGAUGCGGCCAACAGCUUCAUCCACCAGCACUUUGUGGAGGUGUCCAUGUCAGAAGAAUUCCUGGCCCUGCCCUUGGAAGACGUGCUUGAGCUGGUGUCUCGGGAUGAGCUGAAUGUAAAAUCUGAGGAGCAGGUCUUUGAAGCUGCGUUGGCCUGGGUCAGAUACGACCGGGAGCAGAGGGGGCCCUGCCUGCCUGAGCUGCUGUCCAAUAUCCGCCUACCCCUCUGCCGGCCCCAGUUCCUGUCGGACCGUGUGCAGCAAGAUGACAUGGUGCGUUGCUGCCACAAAUGCAGGGACCUGGUAGACGAAGCGAAGGACUAUCACCUCAUGCCAGAGCGCCGGCCCCACCUGCCGGCUUUCAGAACUAGGCCUCGCUGCUGCACAUCCAUCACUGGCCUUAUCUACGCCGUGGGGGGCCUCAACUCAGCAGCAAAUUUUUAUGCAGGUGAUUCCCUGAAUGUGGUAGAAGUAUUCGACCCCAUCGCCAACCGCUGGGAGAAGUGCCAUCCCAUGACAACAGCCCGCAGCCGUGUCGGUGUGGCUGUGGUGAACGGGCUUCUGUAUGCCAUCGGAGGGUAUGAUGGCCAGCUACGGCUGAGCACUGUGGAGGUCUACAACCCAGAGACGGACACAUGGACCAGAGUGGGGAGCAUGAAUAGCAAGAGAAGUGCCAUGGGGACGGUCGUGCUGGACGGGCAGAUCUACGUCUGUGGGGGCUACGAUGGCAACUCUUCUCUCAACUCUGUGGAGACCUACUCACCCGAGACAGACAAGUGGACGGUGGUUACCCCGAUGAGCUCAAGUCGCAGUGCUGCUGGGGUGACGGUGUUUGAGGGCAGGAUAUAUGUGUCAGGUGGCCACGACGGUCUGCAGAUCUUCAACAGUGUGGAACACUACAACCACCACACAGCCACCUGGCAUCCAGCGGCCAGCAUGCUCAACAAGCGUUGCCGGCACGGAGCCGCGUCCCUGGGAAGCAAGAUGUUCGUCUGUGGGGGCUACGACGGCUCGGGCUUCCUCAGUAUCGCUGAGGUGUACAGCUCCGUGGCAGACCAGUGGUGCCUGAUCGUCCCCAUGCACACGCGCCGGAGUCGGGUCUCCCUGGUGGCCAGCUGUGGGCGUCUCUACGCUGUCGGGGGCUAUGAUGGACAGUCAAACCUGAGCUCGGUGGAGAUGUAUGACCCGGAGACGGACCGCUGGACGUUUAUGGCCCCCAUGGCGUGUCACGAGGGAGGGGUUGGCGUGGGCUGCAUCCCCCUCCUCACCAUCUAAGGCAGAGGCAGGGGAUGUGGCGGGGUAGGGAUCUGGUACAGGCACAGGCACUCCCUUCCAGGGACAGGCCCCCUUGGGAGAGGUGGUAGACCAGGGGACGGGGUAAAUGUGAGCUUGCUGGAGGUACAGCCUUUCCAAGUGCUCACAGCCUCCCUCACUGUGCUGCCCUUGUGACCGUCAAGCCUAGGUCACCAAGAUGCACAGCGUGGGACUGAGCCCCUCCGGGUUCCACAGCUGGUGGCAUGGGACUGCUUUGCUGGUCCACGCGUACACAGGCUCCAUCCAAGUCGGCCUCCUACCUGCCACUUGGCAGAAAGCCUGCCAUCUGACGCUCUUCCUCGCCUGCUGUUCUGGCCACGCGGUGGCCAGCUUGCAAUGGGGUAGCUGCAGUGGCCAAGACUGCUGGAAGCUGGGGUGUGGCUAGGGGAGGAAGGACACGCCCCAGGGGCUCUCGUUGCCUGUGGCGGUGCAGCCACAGCAACAUGCCCGUUGCACACAAGCACCUCCCUCUUCCAUCUUAGGGCACAGAGGACUUCGUCUUCAUUGCUGGGUGACCAGGGAGAGCAGAAGCUUUUCCUGAAUUUUGGAAUUUUAACGAGGUCUUUUUCAUCUUGUUCAGGAGAAAUAGAAGGAGAAAAAAGAUACUUGAAAGAAACCGAAAGAUAUUUAAACAACGAAACAGUUGAAAGAAACUGGAAAGAAAAAUACCUUUUUUUAAGUGAACAUUUUUUGCGAGUAGAAGGCAUUAGAAGACACUAAAGGCAAAUGUGAGUUUAAAUGGAAAACUGCCCACCACGAAAAAGGGCGGCAUCCACUCCCACAUUCGGGUCCCAGGGUCCUGAGGCCUCGCACAGCACUUGGGGUUGCCUCUGAGCCCUCACGUGUCUGGGGUCAGUACGCUCUCCACUGGUCCUCUAGCAAGGUGCUCAUGGGGUUUGUACUCACACUCACCAUCAGAGGACUUUUUUAAUUGUAGGCUUAGUGAAUCGGCUCAAUUACGGCCACUCUUCUAGGGGAGAGUUUCCAGCUGGUCGCCAGAGGCUCCAGGGUGCCCCUGUGGUCACCUCCCACUGCCACCAUGGCGCUCACUCAGACUCUCCGCCCCUACUUUCAUUCCUCAUAUGACCAGCAAGGAGACAGCAGGUCUGGCCAGAUUCUCGCCCGUCUAUCAUUCUCGGAUAGUUUUCCUCGUUGCGAUACUUCUGGGGCACAUUGACCAUUUGUACCUCUAGAACCUAACCAGGGACUUGGUCCUUCCACCAGCCAUGGCUGGCUUGGUCCAGUAGCCUCGUCUACCCUCCAGUCCACUGCUCCUCCAUCCACUCGCCAAUUCCAGGGGUCUGGCCUCCCUCCAGCCCUUGGCAGACCGACCAGCAAGGUGGACCUUUACACUCAAGCAAAGCUGACUUUAUGGCAAAGAACUAAAGGCCGAAAGAAUCUCUUGCUGCUGCAAAGAACAGAUUUUAUAUUUCUUCUUCUGAUCUUAGCAAAUGACCUCUUGAAGAGACUCCAUGCUCCUUCCUCCUCCUCCCUGAACAGGACCUUGACGUCACACAGCAGGGCCUGAGCAGGAGGACACUUCUGUUACCAGUGCACUGGGCAGUGGGGCUGGGCUUCAGCUGCUGCUGCCAAAACCUGGUUUUCUAAACUGCUUCCAGCACAGACUAAAUGAGGACACAGUUCCUUUAAAGCAAGACUGGGUCUUAGGAUCCCAUUCUCUGCCUGGCUGGUCUCCUGUCCCUUGCUGCCUACUAGGGUGGCCUGGAAGCCUGUUCAGAAAGGCACAGUGUGGAUCCUGAGACGUCUUUUCCACCCCCACACCACAAGGUUUACGAGUGUGUGCAAUCGCCACGUAUCCAGAAGGAUGUACCUUUGUUACCUGCCACUUAGGAGCCGGGCCUCUGCUACAAGCACUUGAAAAUGAUGUUUUUAUUUCAAAAGACCCAACAGUCUGAUGUAGUUUCACCUGGGCUCGUGGUGGAGCCUCAGCAUUUCUCUCUCACUCCCUCUGGGUUUGCCUACAGAAGUAGACUCGGAAGGCGGUUGGGUCUGCGUUUCCUGUUAGAGAGGCGUGUGUCAGUGCUCCUCUUAUUAUCAGAAGCCCUUUUAUGAACUAGAAGCAGUCCUGGCCAUCCCAGAUUGUGGAGGGGUUAAGGAUCAGUCAGUGGGCUAAUGAGGGGGCCUCCCGGGCCCUCAGGAUGCUGGCACGAAUGUUGCCAUUGAGGCUGAUAGAUGAUUUCCCCACCAUCUGCUGCUCUUGUAGUGGCCUUCCUGAGUCCACUCCCACCUCCUGGUGUGGAAGUUAACACUGCUGCACCCGGGGCCAGUGCUUUGAUCUGGGUGGGCUGUGAGCACGAGUGAGCCAACACCAACAUUUUCACACUCUUCCAGCCAUCGCUUCCUCAGUCUGAGGGGGGUGUUUGCAAAUGACUGGGCUGGCUCUUUGGGGUUGGAGCCUUUCCAGUAGCCCUGUGAAAAGAAGAGUCCUCACCCAAGGAUGUUGUGAAAAGCGUGUAACUAGGGGGUAGGAGAGAUGUCAUGCUCAGUGGACCUUGGGGUCCAGCCCAGCUGUGAGCACGGGAUUGUGGCACUCAACGUCCUUGGGCAUUUCCCCUCCUCAGAUAACACACAGAGCCUUCUGGGUUUCACCUGAGAUCAAAGCCAGGAUGGGAGCUGAAGACCAGCCUUUUGGUCACAGAGAUGGAAGUAGGUAGAAAUUCUUCCCACCCCCCCACCCCCCGGCAGUUUAACCUUUCCCAGAAAAUCUUAUUUCCUUUUAUUUAUAGAACGCAUGUCUUUUGUGUUAAGAAACCAAAGAAAAAUAAAAAGUACACUCCUAAUAUCUUCUUGUCCUUUCUUGUUGUAUUUUUUAAAUAUUAGAAGUAAAUCAUGUUUUUAUUGAAGUUCAGUGAAAAGAUAUAUUGGACAAAGUAAAAACAUUCCUGUGAAAAUAAGGGAAGAGCCAGAUGUAUAGCAAAAUCAGUCUUUGGAGAGACACCUGUAUGUUUUAUAAGAAUGAGUUCGGGUGAAAAAUACACAAAAGUCUUCGCUAGCAUGUUGCGUAUUUGCUGCUGUGCAGAUCAGCACUCUUCUUGGAUUUCCCCUUUUCUUCGCUCAGUGCCGUAAAACUCCAGAGUUCCCUGGCAGAGUGCGGCUAGCCUGUCUACUGCCGAGAACCCAGACGGCUCCUUAAAACUCUGGGCCAGAGGUGCUUAACUUCGGUGUACAUAAAAGUCCCUAACAAAUUCUUAAACCACACGCUGAUUCACAGAUCCCUCCUGUGGGACCAACGGCUGGGGUGCAGCUCGGGCACACGGGCACAGGCAGAUUUCCAUGGUGGUUUGUCCACUCCUCAAAGUGUGAGAGACCCACUCAAAGUGGACUCCUGUGUUUAAUUUCCACUUCUCCAAAUACAGCCACAUUCCAGAGCUGCCUUCCUGAGAUUACACCCUGGUCACUGUGGUUGUGGAUGUCAGGAAACUUCAUUCACACUUUCCCGAAAGCCAGCUACAGUCAGUCCUAUCUAGUGGGUAAGGAUUAUGCUUGAACGGCAACUUUUAUUUUUCAAGACUUUAGAAGGGUAGGUCUCUCCCACGUACAUCCCACCAGCACGUUUCACACAUAAACACUAUUGAUUCUCACCAGGUCCCCUCAGGAAUCCCCACAGGGUAGGUUGCGUGGCUCAUUUUAGCAUAAAGAAAGAGCUUCAGAAGGGCCGAGUAACUGACCUGAUUCAUCAGCUAACUUGUAGUGUUUUCAAGAAUUGUGACCGGAUUUCCACUCAGUCCAGCUUGCCGGAAGGGAACAGCGUCUGACCUUUGCAAGCAGCUAGUCCAUCCGGCCUCGUGCUGUGUGUGGAGGGUGGUUGCCUAGUACCGUGACGGACCUUGGAGAAGACUGGGCAGUGAGGGAAAAGGAAGAACUCAUCGGAUUAUAGAGGCAAGCACCCUUGUGCUGAAGCAGAGGAAGCCAGACUAUCUGUGGGCUCUGUGCUAGGGGAGAAAAGUCUCUAAAAUAAGAGCUGCCCUUUCCAUGUAAUCUACACCCUCUUGCUCAGAACCAAAGCGCCCAUGGGUGAAGAGUGGACUGUGACCUUUAUUCAGCUAGAUUCAUCUGCUUGACUUCCCAUGUCCUUUCGUUGUUCCGUGGACUCCUCUCCCCUCACAGCCAACAGCAGAGCCUGCCCCUCUUCACCCCAAAGCAAGCAGUACUGUUUUCUGCUGCUGCUCCCGAUCACGUAACAUGACACAACCAAAAACUGACAACGGGGGGUUCUCAUAGUGAUUACCCCAGACUUGCUGUUCCCAAUUUCAUCUUUAGUGGUACAUAGAUAUUUUUCUCUGUAAUGGAGCUCAGUUCCCUAUUCUGUUUUUCUACUAGCUUUGCAGUUCAGGAUAAAAGCCCAAACUCCAUAGCAUGGCACAGAAGGCCACCGUGAUCUGGCACUUUUUCUCACCAGGUUCCCUGAAAUCGUCCUUCAGGGUGUCAGUUUAGAUGUCACCCCUGCAGGAAAGCAUCUCUCGUCAGCCUGGUGCCCCUUCUCUGUGCUUGUCCCCGCUGUAUCCCACCAGGGCAAUGGUCUGUUUGCUUGCCUUACCUGGUAGAUGGGGUCUUUUGUUGUGUACCCAGCACCAGGCACAUAGAGGAGGCGCAACAACUGUGUUUCUUGAACUUGAGGACACUCGGGUAUAUCAGAUUCAAAGGUUGCCUAAUCAUGCUUCUCUCUCUAUUCUUCCUCAAUCUCCCAUCACUAAGUUUUUCAUAGUUUUAGUGAGGCAUAAUCUGCAUACCUUAACACUGACCCAUUUUAAGCACUCAACGAUUUUUAUAUGGAAUUAUCCCAUUUUAGAAUACUUUCAUCAUUUUGAAAAGUUCCCUCAUGCCCACGUGCAGUUAGUCCCCCCUUCACUCUCAUCCUCAGGUAACCACUAUUUUGCUUUCUAUAUCUUAUAGAUUGGCCUAUUCUGGACAUUUUAUUUAAAUGGAAUCCUAUCAUAUGUGAUCUUUUGUGUCUGGCUCUUUUAGAAUGUUUUAGGGGUUCAUCUAUGCUGUAGCAUGUAUCAGCAGCUUGUUUCUUUUAUUGUUCCUGAAUAGUAUUCCACCGCAUGAAUACACCCUAUUUUUUUUUUUUUCACUAAUUGAUGAGUAUUUAGAUUGUUUCCAGUUUGUGGCUGUUACGAAUACUACUAGAAUGACGUACAAGUCUUAGUGGACACACAUCUUCAUUCCUGUUGAGUAGAUUCCUAGAAGAUUGCUGUCACAUGGUAAGUGAAUGUUCAACUGUUUAAGAAACUGAUGAGCAUUUCCAAAGUAGUUGUGCAUUCUACAUUCAUGUCAGCAGUGUAUGAGGGUUCGGGUUUCUCCACAGCCUUGCCAAUUUUGUAAUUGUCUCUCUUUGAUUAUAACUGUUCUUUUUUUGUUGCUGUUUUCUAAU
This is a messenger RNA of Panthera uncia (snow leopard), 7524 nucleotides long. It is a transcript of the gene KLHL18, whose product is annotated as kelch like family member 18. NCBI's taxonomy places the organism in Eukaryota, Metazoa, Chordata, Mammalia, Carnivora, Felidae. The record is from RefSeq and is a predicted model, not a curated record. The coding region runs from base 351 to 2090 and encodes 579 amino acids. The transcript is spliced from 10 exons. Gene Ontology annotation, molecular function: protein binding.